This is a messenger RNA of Catharus ustulatus (Swainson's thrush), 1100 nucleotides long. RefSeq names its product Yip1 interacting factor homolog B, membrane trafficking protein (gene YIF1B). The transcript has 8 exons. The record is from RefSeq and is a predicted model, not a curated record. Gene Ontology annotation, biological process: endoplasmic reticulum to Golgi vesicle-mediated transport. The coding region runs from base 87 to 989 and encodes 300 amino acids. Gene Ontology annotation, cellular component: COPII-coated ER to Golgi transport vesicle; endoplasmic reticulum membrane; Golgi membrane. Lineage: Eukaryota; Metazoa; Chordata; Aves; Passeriformes; Turdidae.
AACUUCCGCCGUUUCAGCCAAUCACAACCUCCCGUUUCCCCCCACGUGACCUCCCGGUAGCCGAACCCGGAAGUGCCGCCGCCGCCAUGGACCCCGCCGCUCCCCCCCCAAAACGGCGCGGGCCCGCCCGCUUGGCGGAUCCGCGGCCUCUGUUCGAGGAUACGAGCGCUACCGGGGCGUCACCGGGCCGCGGUUUCGGGGCUCCGCCGCCGCCCUCGGGCUCCUCCUCGUCCUCGGCGGUGCCGCCGUUCCCGGGAGCUCCCGGCGCGUUCCUGAGCGAGCCCGUGUCCAGCCUGGCCGCGGCCUACGGGAGCAGCCUGGCCUCGCAUGUGGAGGGGAACCUGGGACGCUGGGUGCCCGUGGGCAAACUGAAAUAUUACUUUGCUGUGGACACCGUGUACGUGGGCAGGAAACUGAGGCUGCUCGUCUUCCCCUUCGGCCACCCGGACUGGCAGGUUCGGUACCAGCAGGACGCUCCGGUCGCUCCUCGCUUCGAUGUCAACGCCCCCGACCUUUACAUCCCGGCCAUGGCUUUCCUCACCUACAUCCUCCUGGCCGGCCUCGCUUUGGGCACACAGAACAGAUUUUCACCCGACAGCCUGGGCUUGGUGGCGAGCUCAGCCCUGGCCUGGCUGCUGCUGGAGGUGCUGAGCGUCCUCCUGAGCCUCUACCUGGUGUCGGUGAGCGCCGAGCUCAGCCCCAUCGACCUGCUGGCCUUCGCUGGAUACAAAUAUGUGGGGAUGAUCGUGGGGCUCGUGGCCGGGCUGCUGCUGGGAAGGGUCGGGUACUACGUGGCCUUGAGUUGGUGCUGCUUGAGUAUUUUUAUUUUUAUGAUCCGGACGCUGAGGCUGAAGCUGCUGUCGGAGGCGGCGGCCGAGGGCGUUCUGGUGCGCGGCGCCAAGAACCAGCUGCGCAUGUACCUGACCAUGGCCAUCGCCGCCGCCCAGCCCCUCUUCAUGUACUGGCUCACCUUCCACCUGCUCAGGUGAGCCUGGAGCUGCUCCCACCUGCUCAGAAUUCCUGGGAAAAACCCCAAAAUCCCGGAGUUUUCCCCAAAAAAAUUCCCGUCGUUUUCGGUCGUUUCAAUAAACGGAAUUUGA